AUGUGCCCAUUUUCGGUGUGCAAUAAACGUCUACCCCCCUGUCGUGUCGUUCUCGCUACAUUUGGAUCUAAGAAAGGCAUUCCGACAUAUACAGCCAGUCGACUUCAGCGCUGGGCAAAUCUGCUCCUUGGGUAUGAUUUUGGCAUGCGGUUUUUGUCCACUGACUCUAUUGGACAAGCGGACGCCCUGUCCAGAUUGAUCAAUACCGGUAGACGCGAUCAAGAAGACGCAGUCAUUGCAUCCAUUGCAGCCGAAUCGGACGUCAGCUACAUGAUACAAGACGCAGUGUAUCGCAUAGUCAUUCCAGAAGUGCUCAGACAGCGCAUACUAAGAGAGCUGCAAAAGGGCCAUCCAGGAAUCGCCCGCAUGAAGGCACUCGCUCGCAGCUACGUCUUUUGGCCGAUGCUGAACAGCCGAAUUGGGGAUAUCGGUCGAUCCUGUUCCAGGUGCAUCAGUGCAUCCAAACUGCCAGUGCGUGUGCCAUUGCAAUCUUGGUCAAAUCCAGAAUCUCCCUGGUCGCGCAUACACGUUGAUUUCGCAGGACCAGUCGAGGGUGUAGAAUUUCUCGUGAUGGUUGACGCGUACAGUAAGUGGCCAGAAGUGAUCCGGAUGAAAACCACGUCCUCAAACAGCACGAUCUCGGAAAUGAGACAUGUAUUCAGUCAGCAUGGCCAACCAAACACCGUUAUUUCCGACAACGGAUCGCAGUUUACGUCCUAUCAAUUCGCCGAGUUUUGCGCACAAAAUGGAAUCGAGCACGUGAGGACAGCACCAUAUUAUCCACAGUCAAAUGGCCAAGCGGAAAGAUUCGUCGAUACCAUGAAAAGAGCACUUUUGAAGUCAAAAAGCGAGGCAACGUUGGACGAAAAACUGGAGCGGUUCCUACUGAAUUAUCGAGUGACUCCCAAUCCCAAUGCACCCGAUGGGAAUUCACCAGCUGAAGUCCUAAUGGGUCGCAGAUUGAGAACUACACUGGAUUUGCUGACACCCAGGCGUCCUCGCCCACAAACAGGGAACUUAGCAAUGGAGCAGCAAUACAACAGGCGGUACGGAGCACGGAGAAGGAUGUUCAGAGUUGGCGAAUUUGUAUCUGCAGCGGCUAUUCAGGGACGGCGGAUCAGCUGGAUACCAGGACGCAUCGUGCGAUGUCGGGGACGGGUGAUGUACGAUGUUCAAGUUGGUGCGCAGGUAUGGAGACGUCACGCAAAUCAGCUGAAACCGCGGCGUACACUGAAAGGUGAUGUUCAGAAUGCCAACCAAUUUGAUGCUAAUGAGUUGCUUGACAAUGGUAAACCAAGUGCUUCCUCACGCCGAGAAUUUCAACCAAGGGAAUGCCCGGAACAAGAAGGUCGGAACAGACCCCAACGAACAAGAAAAUUUGUACAGCCGUUUCAAGUGGACCCGCGUCGGAAAAGCUAUGUUCCGUACAGGUAACUAACUUUUUAGAAGGGGGAGAUGUUAGGGAGCUGGCUACUUAACCCUCAGUUUCAUGAAUUAUGUUAGUUGCCUAUUUCUUUGUUUGCGCAGUUACCUGCUUCUCUGCUACAUUUUGGACACGCCGCUUUCCUCAGCCUCAUUCGCAAUCGCUCACAGCUAAUUUCAGCCGUCUCAUUCUGUGGACAUUCUGAUUGGUUUCUUUUGCUCAGCGUUCCUUAGCUUUUUCACGUGGAUGUAUUAUUCAGCCGACACAUAUUUAUUAUACCUGUUUUUAUUUUCCUGGUGUGUAUCAUUCUCACUAUCAACUGUUCUGGCAUUUGUUUAAACGCAUCACUUCUCCACACUGAUUGGACGCUACUCGUCGUUUUUAAUGGUCGCUCACCAGAAGGUUACCCCCAGGGAUUAACUCCGCAGACACUAUUUUCUUUGCCGCACUUCAUUGGCUCGUAAUUUUCGCGAUUCUCAUUUGCUUGUUCCAUUUUGUGUUUUCUCCAUGCCUGUUGGAUCUCAUGCGUUUAGUAGCUUGGAUUCGCCCUUGUUUGUAAAGCUAUAUAACUGGUGCCGUGCUGUAAUAGAAAAUCUGUUCAUCCCGGCUCAUCUUGGACUUCUUCUUGCG
Dicrocoelium dendriticum is the source of this 2053-nucleotide messenger RNA. The record is from the annotation of a GenBank genome assembly. NCBI's taxonomy places the organism in Eukaryota, Metazoa, Platyhelminthes, Trematoda, Plagiorchiida, Dicrocoeliidae.